Molecule: messenger RNA, 1009 nt
Organism: Puntigrus tetrazona (Sumatra barb)
Lineage: Eukaryota; Metazoa; Chordata; Actinopteri; Cypriniformes; Cyprinidae
Product: bromodomain-containing protein 2-like
Exons: 3
Coding region: 461-1009 (182 amino acids)
Biological process (GO): regulation of DNA-templated transcription; chromatin remodeling
Cellular component (GO): nucleus; chromatin
Source: RefSeq, a predicted model, not a curated record
AGUAAUGCUGCUUAAAAUGUAGGCAAAAAAAAACACAUUCAAGGAAAAACAUACACACUAUGAUUGUUCUUGAUUUGUUUUAGAAAAUCUUUUAGAAAUCAGUCCAGGUGCAGAGAAGUGUGGGAAGGUGGGAGAUCACACACAAAGGUUGACAUUAGGAAAAUUCUGCUUAUAGACUUGCAUUUUACUCCCCUGUUUUUCUUACUUGAAGGGAUGCCCCAGGAUUUAUGUAGUAAAAAAAUAUGCUGCAUAUACUCUUAUUAAGUGGAAGAAAAAAGAUAAAAAAUGGAAUAUAUGACUGCAACUCCAACUGAAACUGGACAUUUUUAUACAAAGGUGGACACCUGUUACUAUAUAUCUGGACGCUUUGAAAAUGAACUGAUCAAAGAAGGGCGUGAAGCGUAAAGCAGACACCACCACUCCCACUACUCUCGGCUUCCCCGUGACCUCUGCUGCUCGGAUGGGAGGCAUGGGGAAAGGUCACGGCUCGGCCGGAGACAUGCCCCACUCGCUCUCCUCGAUGCCCGUGGACUGUUCACCCAGCAUGGUCGGGAACGAGCCCACCCACCUCCAGCCCGUCUUGGGGCGAGCGCUGUCCCGUCGCCCGAUCAAACCUCCCCGUAAGGACCUGCCUGACUCUGUGCGGCCCCAUCAGCCCUCGCGGCGGGGGAAACUUAGCAAGCAGCUUCGCUACUGCAGCGGCGUCCUUAAAGAACUGCUGUCUAAAAAACACGCGGCGUACGCCUGGCCCUUUUAUAAACCCGUAGACGCCUCAACGCUGGGCCUGCACGACUACCACGACAUCAUUAAACACCCCAUGGACCUCAGCACCAUCAAGAGGAAGAUGGAUGAGCGCGAGUACCGAGAAGCCCAGCAGUUCAGCGCUGACGUCAGGCUCAUGUUCUCCAACUGCUACAAAUACAACCCACCUGAUCAUGACGUGGUGGCCAUGGCACGAAAACUGCAGGUAGUCGAACCGCCUCUGCUGUUUUAUAUGAACAUGCGCUGA